GUCGACGCCAUCGCCGUCGUCAUACACUGUCGUCGACGUCGGGCGUCAUCCCGAUCAUCGCAAUCGCCGAGCGGUGCUGUGCUGGCCGCGCGUCUGCCAAACGGUCGCGUUUGCGUUAACGGUGAUCGGUAUAGGUACGUACCGCGUGAGCUUGAACGAUAUAUACGUACUAUACUGACGAGAUCGCCGUCGUAACGUUGCGUUGCGUCGUGGUUCGCAUCACGGUGGAGUUGCUCACCCGGAUGGAAAAGUGAUACAGAUGCCUGCAGUCGUCGGAGAUUAAAUCGGGGAGACCGAUCGCGCGGCCGAUGUUCGAUUAAAUCGAAAGUUUCGAGGCGAGAAUCGGUAUAAGCACCGCGAGAAAGGGGUAUUUCGGAUCCGCGCGCGCCCGGACGAGCUCGUGCUGUGGUGUCGCGUGAGCGCGACGUAUCGGCGCCGUCAUCGCCGUUCGAGGCGACGUAUAGCACGUCGCGGACAUUCGGUUUUCGGGUUCAACAUGAUGUUAUUGAAACGCAAGUCUCGCGUGAGAGAGAGGGAGAGAGAGACCGAUCGGAAAUAGACGGCGUAAGCUGUGCUCGCUAGCGGCGCGAAGGGACGUGUAUAUGCGAGCUCGCGUUAUACGAGGGAUCGUGGAGCAGCGCAACGGGCAGAUACGCGCUCCGUCGCCAUCGACAGUGCUGGAGAACGAAGCCCCCGUUCCCGUUCGGAAAUUUCUGUAUUUUGGACCGCGCUCCGAUCGGCGACUCCGGUGCUCCGUUUUUCCGCCUAUCCGGACCCCUCGAGCGACACUUGCUCCGCACGUGGGAGCAAAGAUACCAACUUGAAUCUUUUGCGGAAAGGAGAAAUCGAACAUGAGAACGAUCCAUCGAAAGUAAAUCGGGGAAAACGGGGGAAAGAGAGAGAGAGAGAGAGAGCGAGAGCGCGCGCCCUCGAGGCUACGGCCGCUACGGGUUCGGAAGAGGGCGGUUCGCAUCUCGCUUGGAUCCCCGCUCGCUCGGCUCGGCUCGGCUCGGCCCCCAUAUGACGCCCCACUUAGGCCGCUAGGGCAGCGCAUCCGCCACUGGCCGGUGGCGGUGACGAAAAGGGGCUGAUGUCAGUGCGGCCACGCUCAGAUCAGCAGAAGCAGCAGCAGCAGCAGCAGCAGCAGCGGCGGCGGCAGAAGUGGCAGCUGAAGUGGCAGAGGCGGCUCGUCGGAUGCGCGUACGCGACGUCGUCGCACGCAUCGUAUCGCGAACGAGGCGACCGCGAGCAGCAGCGAGAUUCCCGGCGACGAGGAGUACGAGGUGGGCAGCGUCAGUGGCAGCAGCGACGACGGCGGUGAUGUUCGGUGGCGGUCGCGAGAUUGGAAUGGUGGCGAUCGGUGCAGCAGCGGCAGCAGCAGCAGCAGCAGCAGCAGCAGGCGGAUUGGUGGCGAUCUACGACGACGACGACGACGCAUCUGGCGCGCGGGAUCGUGGCUGCCGGCGCGUCGAUCGUUCCGUGGCGCAGCUCGUGGAAUAAUGCGUGUUAGGCGCGACAACAACGACGACGACGACGUUACGACGAGGACGCGCCGUACGGGACGACGACGGUACGACCACGACGACGACGACGACAGUGCGAGUGGGCCAGCGUGCGGCCAGCAACGACUCCUACCAUCACCACAGCAACGCAAUAAUGUACGCAUACGGCUUCGAGAUUACGUAGUGUCGGGCGUUUAACUAUGUUGUCAUCCACACGCGGCGCGCCCUGCGUACAUUCACGGCGUGAAAAUCUGGCGUGAACGGUACCGCGGUGGAACGGGGAAUAUGGCGUCGGUCUCGACCGAGACUCCAGUUAGCCAUGGGCAUACUUUUAGCAAGAAGACAUUCCACAAGCCGACGUACUGCCAUAGCUGUACGGACAUGCUCUGGGGCCUCAUACAGCAGGGGUACAUCUGCGAAGUUUGUAACUUCGUGGUGCACGACCGCUGUCUCAAGGCCGUCGUCUCUCCCUGCUCCAGCAUCGCGGCAAGCCUGAUUAAGAACCCGGUCGCACACUGUUGGUCCGAACAGAUGCAUUGCAAGAGAAAAUUUUGCAACGUCUGUCGGAAACGUUUGGACGACAACCUAUCCAUUCAUUGCGAAAUUUGCGAGUGCUUUGUGCAUGUCGAAUGCCAAGACUUCGCGGUGGCAGACUGCAAAGAGAAUGCCACAUACUUACCUGGGAAGGAAUUGUCAGCAGUGAAGCACACUCAUCACUGGCGGGAGGGCAAUCUUCCCAGCAGCUCGAAAUGUGCUGCAUGCAAGAAGAGCUGUUUUACUGCCGAGUGCCUUGCCGGGUUUCGUUGCGAGUGGUGCGGCAUGACGUUGCACGCCUCUUGUUACAAGAAUAUCCCCCAAGAAUGCUCCUUUGGUAACUUGGAACCAAUAUACCUGCCGCCACAUGCAGUUAGUAUUCCGCGUACCGAAGUUCCCAUGGAAGCCAUCAUUGGGGUAGAAGUGCGUCGUAAAGAAGUGCUGGCGCGUGAGUAUUCUUGCCAUAACAUCGGAGAGCAAUUCGAUUUCGCUGAGAGUGAACAAAAUGGGGCUGCAGGCCGCCUAGCCGAAGCUUUGAGGCGCCUUUCGCUAGUUUUGCCACGUAGCUGCCAUGGAAAUUGUCAUGCUUCCCCUCCUUAUGUUCGAGCGCGGAGCAUAUCAGAAGAGUUUGGUAGCGAGACAUCAAGGUAUCGUGACAAUGGAGAACCGGCUGUACAGGGUGCAGCGCAUAGUCGUGAUCCGCGUUCGAAAGAUAAAGAAGAUAAAGAAAGAGGUGACGAAGAGAUGAUUAAGGUGUACGAUGGCAACAAUUCGUUGAGGCGAAGAAUAUUUCGGGUAAUUACGGUACCUAGGCAGGCUACGACAGAGCAGGUUCUCACAUCGGCACUGCGCGCAUUUCACAUCACAAAAGAUCCUAGCAACUUUUACUUAACUGACCUGUAUGCCGCGGAGGAAACUGAGUUAUGUGAUCCAACGCCUGUUUUAAAUUUAAAUCGCAAAGAAGGCAAACGUCCGGCUGUGUUCUUACGAUUUAAAGAUAUUGACAGCGGAGAGGUACGGGUUUAUCCCGGCAAAUUGCAGGUAUCAGAGUCAUUCUGUAUAGUACCUGUCACCGAAGCAACAACCGUCGUAGACUUAAUAAACGAGGCACUGGAAAAGUUUGGUUUACAAAAUUUUAAUUGUGAUGACUUUAGGUGCAGCGAAAUUCUUUUAGAUCGUGGCGUAACGGAAAGAGUUUUGUCCUGUGAUGAAAGACCUUGGGAUACCGUUAAAAGGCUGGGAAAAGAUUCUAUUAGACAAAUGGAACUGAUGCGGUUCUAUCUACAAUUAAAGCAAGAUCCCCAUGGACCUAAUUUGGCUUUAUUCGUAGGCAACCUGCCGCCAAAUCUUUCUGAAAGAAGUUAUGAAAACAUGUUAACAGAAUUUUUAGGAAAAGAAAAUAGGUUCUCAUCAGUCGGCCCAAUUUAUUACGAAUAUGGUUCGAUGGUUAUCAUAUACGAAGAUUUGGAUACAGCGGUUAGAGCAUUAUAUACGUUGCGAGAAACAAAAUACGAAGACAAACAUCUUUUAGUAAUGAUUUUGCCGAGUAUCGAGCCAAGUAUGAUACCACCGGGCGUUCAACCGCUGCUCGUGUUUGUAAAUGUCAAAUCCGGUGGUUGUCAAGGACUCCAGCUAAUUUCUAGUUUUCGUAAACUAUUAAAUCCUUAUCAAGUGUUCGAUCUUGAUAAUGGCGGACCUCUUCCCGGACUUUACGUUUUUCGUCACAUAAAGGACUACAAGAUAUUAGUUUGUGGUGGUGAUGGAACAAUAGGUUGGGUAUUGCAAUGUUUAGAUAAUGUGGGUCAGGAUAGUCAAUGUUCUUCUCCCGCCUGCGCUAUUGUACCUUUGGGAACGGGAAACGAUCUUGCUCGUGUACUAUGCUGGGGUUCAGGCUACACGGGUGACGAAGAUCCGCUGAACUUAUUGCGAGACGUUAUCGACGCGGAAGAAAUAAUAUUGGACCGAUGGACCGUAGUUUUUCAUCCGGAAGAGAAGGAACAACCUCAAGUAGUCUGUAACGCAGCAAGUAAGAGAGCUUCGCAGCAGGUAGCAUCACGCCAUUUGCAUUGUACAGGUGCUGGUACAACUAGCGAAGACAAUACGCAAAUAUAUGUAAUGAAUAAUUAUUUUGGCAUUGGCGUCGAUGCGGAUCUGUGUCUGGACUUUCACAACGCGAGAGAGGAAAAUCCUAACAAGUUCAGAAGCAGAUUACGAAAUAAGGGCGUGUACGUAAGGAUGGGCUUGCGUAAAAUGGUCAGACGAAAACCGUGCAAAGAUUUACAUAAAGAAAUUCGGUUAGAAGUAGACGGCAAAUUGGUCGAGUUACCACAAGUGGAAGGAAUUAUAAUUCUUAACAUUUUAAGUUGGGGUUCUGGUGCUAAUCCUUGGGGACCAGAUACCAAAGAAGAUCAAUUUUAUACACCGAAUCAUUGGGAUGGCAUGCUAGAGGUUGUUGGAGUCACAGGCGUUAUGCAUCUCGGACAAAUACAGUCGGGUUUACGUACGGCUAUGAGGAUAGCGCAGGGCGGGCACAUAAAAAUUCACUUAAACUCAGACAUACCUGUACAAGUAGACGGUGAACCGUGGGUUCAGAGUCCCGGAGACAUCGUGGUUUUGAAGUCAGCGCUCAAGGCUACGAUGCUGAAGAAGACUAAGGGUAAAAUGAAGCGGCGUAACACGGAAUCCAGCAUGCAGUUGGCGCUUCAGGCCGCACCGUCGAGCGAUCCGGACGAAGACAUCUUCUGAGUGAACAAACAUUGUGUGAAAGUGAUCGAACACGUUGCGGUAACGCAGGGCACGUAGCCGAACACGUAGAGAGAACUCGAUCGACUAGCGUAACAAAACCAAAACAAAGGAAAAAAAAAUCGGCCUCGAAAUCGUCCGACGGCGUUCGCGCUGUACGAACUUAAACAUAAGUACUUACUUACAACGCGAAAAAAAAAAAAAAAAAAACACACUCGUGAAAAGCAAGAGGGGACGGGUAGAUAAGGUUUUCAGAUACACGGAUACACACAUAUAUACAGCAUAAAAUCCAUUAUCGACUCAAUGAUUCUUAAUGUUUGUUCUUACAUUUAAUAGAAAAUGAAACUAGAUCUCAUUUUUAAAUGUUAAAUAAUUCUAGCACCGUACGUAGCUCUUAUCGAUCAAUAUUUUUUUAGUAAAAUUAUAAUAGAUUUUAACACACAGUGACACACGUUACCACACACAUACACACGUACAACACAUAUUAACCAGUAUCGAAGGAAGUUAAAAACGCGCUUACGCGUGCUUACGACGACGUUGAUUUCCAUUUACGUUCCAAAGCUUUGGUAGUCGAGGGAGAAAGGAAGGAGGUCGUAAUGUAUAUUACGUUUCGUAUGGUAUUCUACCGAUUCUACUGCAGUAUUACGAUACGAAACGUGUAUCGCACGAUAUAAAAAAAAAACCGCAAACCGGUCAGUUGUUAAUAAUAUAUUAUAUAUAUAUAGAGAAUAUUUAUGAUUAAAUAUUAAUAUAUUUACAUAAUAUUGUAUUAGUAUUACGAUAUUAAGUUGUGAUAAUUGUUAUGUAUGUCUGACUGCUGGGCAGUCUGGAAUUCGCUGAGAACCAGUGGCAGUCAGUUUUUUUCUAGGAUACGGUUAAGGAAGGAGAUUUAAAAAAAAAAAGAAGUUUAAUGUAAUUUUCAUAACGAUAAGACCGCAUUGCGGGCUAAGCGCUUUGCCGAUCCGUCUCCGCGGCGAGGAAGAAUGUAGCGGAUUAAAAAAAAAAAUCGCGAUACGUAACACACACGCGCACGCACACACGUACACACAUAUGUACACGCAUAUACAUUAUACGUACACAUUACGAUGUCAGAGAGUCGGAUUGGCAAUGUACUGAUCACCUUAAGCGGCGUCUACAAUAAGAUCUCAAGGCACAAAACUUGAGCUUUAAGCCUUAAGUCGUAGGAAAAUUGACCAAUCAUAGUCAAUUAUUGUUCUCACAUUUCACUGUGAUUGGUUAAUUCCUUGAGGCUUAAGCUUAAGUUUUAUGCCUUAAAAUCUCAUUUGUAGACACCGCUUUACCGAUGAAUCUGACAGGCUCCUGUAACGACGGAAGCGCGACGGUGCCAUCGGCGACACACAUUCCAUUCUGUAAAACACGAAGGGGCGAGGGGUCGACGCGAGAAGAGAUAUGUAUAUUUAUAAAUUAUGCCAAAAGAGAGAGAGAGAGAGAGGAGAGGGGAGAGACGCAGGGGCUUGUUUGUAACACGCUGACGUACUUAAAGGAUCGUUGGCACGCGUCGUUUCGUAACUGGAGCGUUUCGUUAACGGGCGACGACCGGGGGACAGGAAUCGCGCGAAUCGGAGGCAAUACUGUUUCACGAGCUUCCAAGGCUUUCUCGAUCCUUGGUGCACCGACACACACGAAUCAUCGAGUGCUAUCAUUGAUCACCGAGCGAUUCGCCUCGACGCGAGGCGAACGAGCAAAAGAAAGAAAAAAAAAAAAA
This is a messenger RNA of Wasmannia auropunctata (little fire ant), 6504 nucleotides long. Its product is annotated as diacylglycerol kinase theta. The transcript is spliced from 18 exons. Bases 1788 to 4781 code for a protein of 997 amino acids. The record is from RefSeq and is a predicted model, not a curated record. Lineage: Eukaryota; Metazoa; Arthropoda; Insecta; Hymenoptera; Formicidae. Gene Ontology annotation, biological process: intracellular signal transduction; diacylglycerol metabolic process; lipid phosphorylation. Gene Ontology annotation, molecular function: RNA binding; ATP-dependent diacylglycerol kinase activity.